Molecule: messenger RNA, 428 nt
Organism: Anopheles stephensi (Asian malaria mosquito)
Lineage: Eukaryota; Metazoa; Arthropoda; Insecta; Diptera; Culicidae
Exons: 1
Coding region: 37-234 (65 amino acids)
Biological process (GO): mitochondrial respiratory chain complex I assembly
Cellular component (GO): mitochondrion
Source: RefSeq, a predicted model, not a curated record
UAGGGAGCUUUUUCUCUAAGUGCGAUCUCUGACGCGAUGGAAUCGGUAAAACGGGCCAACCAACGGCUUCGCAGUUACCCACUGUUGAUGGCAAAGUGUUCCGUGGCUGCAGCGGCGUACGCCACAUGCGUUACAACUGAUCUAAACGUAGCGCACCGGUCUUGCGAUAAAGAGUUUCACAACUUCAAAGAGUGCAUGCGGAAAGCCGCUAUCGAAAUGAAAACAAAACUGUAGGAAGGUGAUACACAUCCAUCAGCUAACAAACGAACGUAGUACGAGUGUAGAUAACGAACCCGAAACUGCAAACACUUACCCCUAGAGAGCAAGAUAGUUUCCCGUAAAAGACCCGCAAGCCGGUUAAAUGUGUAAAAAAUGUCAUUCAAGAAGCAUCUCAUCAUCAGCACGCUCGUACGUGUUUUCCUCAUCUA